This is a messenger RNA of Penicillium antarcticum, 1158 nucleotides long. Its product is annotated as NAD(P)-dependent alcohol dehydrogenase. Gene Ontology annotation, molecular function: zinc ion binding; L-iditol 2-dehydrogenase (NAD+) activity. The transcript has 2 exons. NCBI's taxonomy places the organism in Eukaryota, Fungi, Ascomycota, Eurotiomycetes, Eurotiales, Aspergillaceae. The record is from RefSeq and is a predicted model, not a curated record. Gene Ontology annotation, biological process: D-sorbitol catabolic process. The coding region runs from base 1 to 1158 and encodes 385 amino acids.
AUGCAGAACCCCUCAUGUCUUCUCUAUGGCCCAGGCGAUGCCAGAUUCGAAGAUCGACCUAUGCCAACGAUCGACAAUCCCUUUGAUGUAAUUAUCCGCAUCGAAUACGUAGGCGUAUGUGGCAGCGAUGUCCAUUUCUGGAUCCACGGCGGUGUCAAAAACCACGUCUCAGAAACAAACCCAAUAGUGAUGGGACACGAAGCAUCAGGAACAGUGUACGCCAUCGGACCAAGUGUUAAAAGGCUCCAGCCGGGCGAUGCAGUAGCCAUCGAGCCCGGUUUCGGCUGUCGGAUUUGUUCAAAGUGCAAAUCGGGCAAAUAUAAUCUCUGUCCCCAGAUGAAGUUUGCUGCGAAUCCGCUGGAUACGCAUGGCGCUCUGUCGAAGUUCUUCAAGGUUCCUGCUGAUUGCUGCUAUAAGAUUUCUGGGUCAGUUGACUCUGAGUUUGCUUCUGAGUUUCCUCCUGGAAUUGGGGGCUCGGGUGGAAUUGGACUUGAUGAGGCGGUACUUAUUGAGCCGAUGGCGGUUGCUGUGCAUUCUGUGCGGCAGGUUGGUGUGAAGCCCGGGGAUCGAGUUAUUGUUUUUGGGGCUGGGACUGUGGGCCUUCUCUGUGCGGCGGUUGCGCGAGAGUUUGGGGCGAAUUUGAUUGUUUCUGUUGAUAUGAGUGAUGAGAAGUUGGAGUUUGCGAAGAAGCUUGUUGGGGAAGACCGGGUUCGUUUUCGCACUGCGAUUCCUGCUCCGCAGUUGAAUGCCGAGGAGAAUGCUAGUGGGUUCCGAAACUGGCUUACAUGUGUUGACCCUGAUGCUGAUCUUCCUGGCUUUGAUGUUGCUAUUGAGGCUACUGGGGCUGAGCCGUGUAUUCAAACGGCGAUUCAUUCGUUGAAAGUUGGGGGUUCCUUUGUGCAGACUGGAUUGGGGAAUCGAAAUGUCAACUUUCCUAUUUCGACGGUGUCCGAGAAUGAGAUUACUAUCAAGGGGUGUUACCGGUACGGGGCAGGGGAUUUCCAGAUGGCGCUGGAGCUGGCGAAGUCAAGGAAGAUUGAGUUGAAGCCUCUUAUUACAAAGGUUGUGCCAUUCGAGAAUGUGGUAGAGGCGUGGGAGACUACCAAACGAGGCGAGGGAAUCAAGACUUUGAUUCGAGGAGUAGAACGUGCUGUCUGA